Molecule: messenger RNA, 2540 nt
Organism: Pomacea canaliculata
Lineage: Eukaryota; Metazoa; Mollusca; Gastropoda; Architaenioglossa; Ampullariidae
Product: tRNA-dihydrouridine(16/17) synthase [NAD(P)(+)]-like
Exons: 11
Coding region: 791-2356 (521 amino acids)
Biological process (GO): tRNA processing
Molecular function (GO): tRNA dihydrouridine synthase activity; flavin adenine dinucleotide binding
Source: RefSeq, a predicted model, not a curated record
GUGCUGAAGGGGCUAGUUUAAAAGAUACAAUUUCACUUAGACAUAUCAUAGUAAAGGGUUUUAAGACAGGAAUGGUUAAAUAAUGACAGUAUUUGCUAAUCCUCUUGCAAGUUUCUUGAUAAAACACUGAAACCUUCCUUAUUUUAAAACCUAUAAUAGCUUGUGGUCACAUUUUAAGAAGCCACGGCUAAAUGUCUCAUUUAUAGGAAAAAUAGUGCAAUUCAUGCUCAGAUAUGGAAGAGAGACCCUUUGAGUUAAAAAGAAAAAAAUGUGGCAGUUGUGUGGUAUUUUGAGGCACCUUUUCAUCAGUUCAGCUUCGUAUAGGAACGGAUCACUCUGCAAACUGAUGGGUAAUGUGUAACAGUGGCGUCCCUUGAGAUUCCACAUGGGUAGCGGUGACGUUUCUGUAAACAUUGAGCUCUACUUAGGAGGCGGCUUCUUUCUGAGAUUAAGGACAAUUAUUGCGUUCGUCGUUGACUGGAGAUCGCUGUUUAAAUCCUUACUAAGUCAUUCAUAGAGCAAAAAACUGUCUUUGGUCAACACAAAUCUCGUAGUCUUUUAUACCACUUGCAUGCUAUUGAUGCUUGCAUCGUGCAUAAGGUGAAGAACUAUCAGAAAGUUGAAUGUGAGCAAGUGCGUGUAUGAAAUUCUGCAUAUAAAGCUGAAAAAGCUUUUUUUUUUAAAAAUGUUGAUUGUAACAACAAAAAAGAAGUCUGUAUAGUUCCUCAUUACAGUUAUAUAGAAGUUCAUUAGCUUUGCAGAUUAAUAAAUUAAACGUAUUGUGAUAAGCAUGGCUAAACCUGGUGGGUUCGACUUUUGGAGAACUAAUCUUCGAUCAGCAAAGCUUGUUGUGGCUCCAAUGGUUGAUCAGAGUGAGCUUGCAUGGAGAAUGCUAAGUCGCAGAUACGGUGCUCAGCUGUGCUAUACACCCAUGCUGCAUGCAUCUGUCUUUAUUCGUGAUGUAAAUUAUCAGAGAGAAUCACUGCAGUCAUGUGAAGGUGAUCGACCUCUUAUUGUUCAGUUUUGUGCCAAUGACCCCAAUACGUUGCUGGCAGCUGGGAAAAUUGUAGAAGACAAGUGUGAUGCUAUUGACCUCAACAUUGGCUGCCCCCAAAGUAUUGCACGUCGUGGUCAUUAUGGUGCUUUUCUACAGGAUGAAUGGGAUCUUUUGAGAGAUAUGGUGAAAAUAUGCCAUGAAAACUUGAAGGUUCCAAUCACUUGCAAAAUUCGUGUAUUCCCAUCUGUGGAAAAAACUGUGAAGUAUGCUAAAAUGCUGGAGAGUGCAGGAUGUCAGCUUUUGACUGUUCAUGGGCGCACAAUAGAUCAGAAGGGUGUACAUACAGGCCUUGCAGAUUGGAACAUCAUAAAGGCAGUCAAAAAUGCAGUUAAUAUCCCAGUGUUUGCAAAUGGAAAUAUACAGUAUAUGGAGGAUGUGUAUCGAUGUCUUGAGGAAACAGGAGCAGAAGGAGUUAUGACAGCAGAGGGAAAUCUUCAUAAUCCUGCUCUGUUCCAUGGUUUAUCACCACCUAUUUGGGAGAUGGCAGAAGAGUACCUUGACUUUGUAGAAAAGUACCCAUGUGUAUCUUCCUAUGUUCGAGGUCAUCUGUUCAAGCUUUUUCAUCAUGCGCUUCAUAUACACAGAGACAUUCGUGAUGCUGUAGCAUCAGUAAGGACGGUAGCUGAAUUCAGAGAAGUAACAAUGAAACUGAAGGAAAAGUGCCAGGAUGAUAUAAAUGAGUUUGAAAAAAACCCUGAGAAAUUUAUUUCAAAUCUUCCUUAUCCAUAUUGGAUAUGUCAGCCAUAUGUUCGUCCUGGACCAGAUACUCCAAGUGACCCAGAAAAGCGAGAAUUAAGAGAGCAACUGAACCAGCAAAAGGCAGAAUGUUUGGAAAGAAUAAAAGAGGAUGGCCUUUCCAAAAAACAGUUAAAAAAAAGACUAAAAAAUCCAUCUAAAAAUUUUGAUCCAAACAAAAAGCAGAAGUUUGAUACUUGCUCAGCUUGUGCAAACCCUAGGGGUUUAAAGUGUGCAUUUGGACUGUGCAAAGGCUGUUGUCGUAACAAGGCAUCUAAAGAAAUUCUUGACUGUGAAUGUCACAAGAUGCAGUAUAAAACAAAAGCUGCACUUAAGGAUGAUGCUCUGCCAUACAAUAAUGAUAAACAUCUUCCAGAAAUGAAGAAUGAUGGCCUUGUUUUAGAGAAAGCACACCUGGAAAACUGCGAGAACAAACUAGAAGCAAAGAGAGAUUCUACCUGUCAAGACACGACACCUCUUAUUAGUAAUGCUUGUUUAGAAAACAGUGCUGAUAAUGUUGGUCCUAGAAAGAUAGCAUCUACAGAAAAUACUCAUCCAUCUUGAUAAACUGUUCUUUCAUAACAUGACCGAGAAAAGAGGGAGGGGUAGGAGUUGAAGUUUAACAAAUUUGUAUGAGUGUAAAAUAAUGAUGACCAUAUUUUGUGUCUGUUUUUUUUUAUUAAAUGAGCUAGGCACCCAAUAAUAAAAUUUUACUAAUUUUUAUGAGUAAAUAAUAGUGAUGACAGUA